AUGCGAGAACAAGAGUGGACACUGUCGAGCAUCCGUCUUCAAUGCUGGUGGCGACAAAUAAGUGCCGAACGUGAACUUAUAAAGCGAAGAAGAAUACGAAGGGAGCUCAAGCACAGACAAGAGAACUUUCUCGCUCUACUUACCAGUAAACAGCACCAAGCAGCCUGUACAAUAACUCGCUGUAUACGAAAUCACGCGCUUCGUCAUGCACGUGCACGUGAGGCACUUCGGGAGAAAGCUGCUCUUUGUAUUCAGCAUUUUUGGAGGAAAUUGUGCACUCAGUGGCUAACUCUACGUCGCGAAUUGCGACGACAACGCCGAGAAAAAGCAGCCAUUUGCAUUCAGAAGCAUGCGCGACGGAUAAUCGCCAAGCGAAGGCGAGUUUUGCUUAGUAAAAUCGCUCAUGUCGACAAGUGUCGUCGAGAACAAGCUCUUCAAUCGGCUGCGAGAGCGAAGAGUACACUAAUGCUUGGAGCUGCGAUAACUAUACAGCGUGCUGUUCGCAUGUGGCUGGAAGGACGAGUCCUAGUGCUACGCCGUCGACGAGCUGCGUUUGAAAGAGAUAAACGAAAGAUACUCAAGGUUCAAGCACAUUAUCGAGGCCAACAAGCUCGCAGAUGGGUAGCCAAGCACAGACGUGACGUUCAGGCAGCCGUUGUCGUUGUUCAGUGUGCCUGGAGAUCGUAUACUUCUAGAAUUGAGCUCAGGAGACGCAAGCAACAAGCCAUUGAUCGACGUACCGAGAUAUUAGAGGAAAUCGAGGAAGAGCGUCGCAAAAGAAAGGCAAACGCUCUCGUGCCAACUCCACUACAGAAGAAAUGGGGCCAAAUCUCGUUGCUCAAGUCCAGUCCAUUCCAACCAGUUGAUGUUUCAAGUUCGCGAGAAGUCCAAGCUGCUAGGAAAGUGCAGGCCAGAUGGAGAGGAAAGCAGAUACGCAAGCGUCUUCGGUACGAGAAAGCCAAGGAAAAGGAGAGAACAAGACGGGAAGGCAAUCGUAAACGGAGACUAGCAGCUAUAUGCAUACAAAAGCGGAUUCGAGGGAUCCGAGGACGAGCUUAUGCAUGGCGAGUGAUGGAGGACCGAAGCGCGAAGCGGAUUCAAAAACUGUGGAGAGGAUAUAAAACGCGAAGUCAACUCCUGAAAACGAGGUAUGCUCUCAAGAUGCUCAGUCGAAUCCAAGCACGUUGGAGGGCUCGACGAAAUAUCGAGAAUCAGCGUUUCCGCGGUCUCAAAGCUGCAAUUAUUCAGCGAGCAGCGCGGCGAUACGUUGGACGAGUAAUGCUGUCAGCAGUGGUUCGACGUCGUCAGCUCUUAGCGGAGGAGAGUGCAGUGGGUAAAGUCCUCGAGGAAAGGACUCGCAGACGUGUUAAGGAUGAAUUGCUACUCCAGAGCUUCAUCUUUAAGUCAGUAAAAAGCGCAGACGACAAGGAAGGCAGUACACAGGAGGAACUUCGUGUUGAUCGUGUGCUGUAUACUGUGGACCUGGCGAAAAGGCAGUGGAAGCGAAAAGGAUACGACGGCGUUUGGCAGGAGGUUUUUCGAACUGCUUCAGGCAACCUAGUGGAAAUGGACAACUCUCACUUCGCAAGGUUUCUCAAGGCUCUUCCGCAUGGUUUUAUUCACAAGACUCACUUCCCAAUGCAGAAUGCCGACGUCAUUUUCGCGAAAAUGAAAGAACCUAAGGCAAAGACGAUAUCGUUUCCAAGAUUUAACAAAGCCAUUUUGAUGCUGUUGAAAGAGAAAUUUGCGGACACGAGUAUCAACAAGGAGACCAAAGGUUCAGAGCCUACGAUUCAAAAUGGAAAAUACAGGAAACUUCUGGAAUCGCAUUGCACGAAGCGAUUACUUUGGUCCGAGAGGAUACUGCGGAGGUUCGCGAUUUGCAUCGCUACUAAGAGAAGACACGAGGCGUUCGUGGUCAUCUUCCGUGAGCAACAAAUCCAGAAACAUCGGAGUAAAUGUGCUGCAACAAUUCAACUGGCGUAUCGCUGCUAUAAGUUUCGAUUGCAGCUAAAGGCGAUGCUUGCUAGUAUGUUUAUUGAGUUCAUCGAUCAUACUGGACGUGCCGUAAAAUUCCAGCACAUAAUCAGCGGGAGAACUCUGACGAAGCGACCAGUUUUCUUGAAAGGAGUCGUUUGCAGCAAGGGUGUCCCGUUACCUUUUCCUGGUGAGGAAUUUCACGCUCUCUGUGAACGACACGAAGACAGCACGAAUCCAAAUGCAUCUAGAGUCCCUGCGGAGGUUUACUGUGUCGAGUGUGAAGAUGCCAUGUGCAAAGUCUGCUUUGACAGAGACCACAAACCUCGAGUAGCUUUUCAGAGACAUCAACUGCGGAAGAUUCAAAAGUGCAGUCACUGUGGGUCGGAAACGGCGACGCGAGAGUGUCUGCAAUGUGGCAAUGGCAAGGUUCCUUUCUGCGAUGUUUGCUUCCCCCAUCAACACAAAUUCCAAGCUUUGGUGGUUAUGUGCGUUGAGUGUUCUGACCGAGUAGCUCAAUGGUCUUGCGAGACCUGUUUAGAUGUCUUCUGCAAGCGCUGUAUGAGCUCGUACCAUGCUAAAGGAGAGCGACAAUACCAUCACUGCCAUCGCUUGAAUUACUUUUCCAUUCUUCGACAGAUAGCAGAGCAAAAGAGGAGUGUCGACGUCGAAAAAGACCGAGAAAAGCGGAAGAAACGGCGCGAAGAACAGAGACGACAGCAAGAAGAGGAAUACAAGCGACAGAACCUCGCUGCGGCUAAAAUCCAAGCGCUGAUUCGAUCGUUCGUUGUGCGUCAAUCCGGGAAGGCAUACAUGAAGCUAGUACGACAGACACAAGUAGCUCGGGCACAGCGGAAAAAGGACGAUAAAGUUCGGGCGUCCAUUGUAUACAAGAUGAAAGCUGUGUUUGGUGUGUCAUCGGCUUUAAAGUCGGACACAAAGCAAGAGAUCGCAGCGCGUCAUGAACGCUUUGAGAGCAUCAAACGUACUCUGUUCCUGCAGCGCCCACCAGUGGAUACGUCCAAGCCAGGUAAGAAGCACUGGAGUAAGAAUAAAAAGGCCCAAGUGCUGGAAGCUGUCAGAACGUGGUGUGACUACGACGAACCAGUGAAAAUCCUCAAGGGAGAAUGGAAAAAUUGUGUAGGAACGAUUGUGUCGACGCAGAAUUUGAUUCUCACGGGUAGUGUGCUAGUUUUCGUCCCUUUAGCCAACCGAUCUGCAGUUGUUCGAUAUGAGGACAUUGUGCCUUUCCAAGACGGCGCCUUGCGUCAAGCGUACGAAUCGCCAGGACAAAUAGCUAUGGACGUCACGCGAGAUUUCCGAGUCAAAGUCUCACAAAUCUUGGAAGCUGCUGUCCGAAAGGCGCGCUUGUUGUAUUUGCAAACGAUCGAGUUCAACCGUAUCACACAAUACGCAUGGGUUGUCGACUAUGAUAAGCGAGCGCAGAGAAUGGAGUAUUGGAAUGUUGUACUGAAUCGACGGGUGUCAACGCCACCCAAAGCGAUGGAACUAAUUGAACGCAUGGAGCUCGAGGAGCGAGAAAAGUUGGAGAAGCGCGUGGAGCUGGCUAGAAGCAAACUUGUUGCCUUGUUGAAUCCAUUCCAACCAAAGGGCAAGUCUAAGCUGGAAUUACGGAGAAGUGCCAUUGUGUUUAUAUCAAAAAGCGUGUAUGCAGACGAUGGGGACACUUUAGUUGCAUCUUUGAAGCGCGAGAUGGAGGCUAUCGACGACGCUCGCUUCUGGCAAGACAAGGUGGCUACGAACCGGCAGUUUGGCGGCAAGAAGGCACAGAAAUUCCUCUCUGCAUCUCCAACUAAAGCUAUCUGGCCAGUAGUCAAGCUAUUCAGUUGGAUGGAUUUGCACGAGGACGGCGGAUUCGAGCCUCACGCCAAGAAAUUGCUUAGUAUGAACGAGGAUCUCCAGGUCUAUGUAGUACAGGUGGUGAGCAAUUGCUUUGAGAGCUCUGGAGACGCCAAACUCGCACGGGAUAAACUACUGCAACUGAUGAGCUUAAAGGAGGCGACGCUGCAAUUGCUUAUGACUAAGGACCAGCGAGACGUCGAGGAAGAGGAAGCUCGACAGGUGCCAUGA
Molecule: messenger RNA, 4068 nt
Organism: Phytophthora infestans T30-4
Lineage: Eukaryota; Oomycota; Peronosporomycetes; Peronosporales; Peronosporaceae
Exons: 3
Coding region: 1-4068 (1355 amino acids)
Biological process (GO): microtubule polymerization
Molecular function (GO): zinc ion binding; calmodulin binding; tubulin binding
Source: RefSeq, a predicted model, not a curated record